Molecule: messenger RNA, 1688 nt
Organism: Drosophila virilis
Lineage: Eukaryota; Metazoa; Arthropoda; Insecta; Diptera; Drosophilidae
Gene: pll
Product: serine/threonine-protein kinase pelle
Biological process (GO): signal transduction; protein phosphorylation
Molecular function (GO): ATP binding; protein kinase activity; protein binding
Source: RefSeq, a predicted model, not a curated record
UUGGGUCUGGCAACUCCAGUAAUGUUGAUUGCGGUUCCGAUUGGGAUUUUACCAGUGCAACAAGUUAUUCUACUAAAAUAAUUUCACUUGUUGCCAUACUACAUAUGCAUAUGUAUGUAAGUGUCGUCAAGACUUGCAUGAAUCAGCAAAGUCUUUGCCAAAUACGGCCGUUGUUGCAAGAUGAACGUGGCAGCAGAAGACAGGGCUAGCGACAGUCCAUCCAGAUCGGGUCGCGAGGACAACUCCAUGCCCAUAAGACUUUUGCCAGAGACUGUGCGGCAGCACCUGUGCGAACACUUGGACUCACUGGACGUGUGGCAGCAGUUGGCGGCGUUUGUGAAACUCUAUCCCAACGAUGUGCAGCACAUACAAAACUUGAGUGCACGCGGGCGUUCUCCUUCAAAUGAAUUCCUCAAUAUUUGGGGAGGCCAAUACAAUCACACGGUCUACAGCCUGUUUGCGCUAUUCCACAAAAUGAAGCUGCACAAUGCUAUGCGAAUUAUUAAAGAUUAUGUUGACGAAAAAUUCCACAAGUAUAUUCCGCGAAGUACGCCCAAUAUUAGCGAGCUGCGUGCGCCGCCCAACAGCAGCUCUAAAAUUAAUAAUGGACCACCGUAUGCCUCCUCAUCGGGUGUCACGGAAGAUAGCAAUAGCAAUAGUCUGGAAUCUCCGGGUGAUAUACGAGUUAGUAGCGUACAACGCGCCGCCCAAUCUCUGCUAGAAAUCGACUACGAGGAACUGGUGAUUGCUACACAAAACUGGCGCCCAGAGAACAAAUUAGGUAACGGUGGCUUUGGUGAAGUCUUUAAAGGCGAAUGGAAGCAGCUUGCCGUGGCCAUAAAGGCAAUGAACUAUAUUCACAAACACAACGACAAGACUCAAGUGCAUCUGCAGCAAAGCUACAAUGAGUUGAAGUACUUGAAUACCAUAAGACAUGACAAUAUUCUGGCGCUCUAUGGCUACAGCAUCAACGGGGAGAAGCCUUGCCUGGUGUAUCAGCUAAUGAAAGGCGGCUCGCUGGACUCCAGACUCAGGGCACACAAAUCAAAGCAGCCGCUGCCGCCGUUGACCUGGCAGGAGCGCCUCUGCAUAGCCCUGGGCACAGCCAAAGGCAUCUACUUUUUGCACACGGCGCGCAGCAAGCCACUAAUACACGGCGACAUCAAGCCCGCCAAUAUACUGCUGGACCAGUGCCUGCAGCCUAAGAUCGGCGACUUUGGUUUGGCGCGUGAGGGCCCCAAAUCAAUAGAUGCAGUUAUGGAAGUACGACAAGUCUUUGGUACCAGAAUUUAUCUGCCGCCAGAGUUUCUCAGCUCCAAAAAGCUCAGCACUGGCGUGGACAUCUAUAGCUUUGGUGUUGUGCUGCUCGAGGUGUUCACAGGCCGCCUAAUGGCGGAAUGCAUGCACCAAAAUGAUCAACAAAAUCUGCUUAAGUAUGUCAAAACCAACUGCCUGCAAUCGCAUCAGAAUCGCUUGGAGAUCUUUGACAAGCAUCUGGUCACGCCCAUGGGCGAUGAGCUAGAUAAAUGCCUAUGUGCCAUAGAAGUGGGUCUCAAGUGUGCGGCCGCAAAUCCACAGGACAGACCCUCUAUGGAUGAGGUGGUCAAAAGGUUUAAGACAUUCAGCAGCGACUCUUAAUAUAUGUUUAGCGCAAAAAGCAUUCCAAUAUAUUUUAUUUUUUACACGUA